Glycine soja is the source of this 1290-nucleotide messenger RNA. RefSeq names its product 28 kDa ribonucleoprotein, chloroplastic-like. The record is from RefSeq and is a predicted model, not a curated record. Gene Ontology annotation, molecular function: mRNA binding. The coding region runs from base 133 to 1032 and encodes 299 amino acids. NCBI's taxonomy places the organism in Eukaryota, Viridiplantae, Streptophyta, Magnoliopsida, Fabales, Fabaceae. Gene Ontology annotation, cellular component: cytosol. The transcript is spliced from 4 exons.
AUAUCUGGUAUGUUUGUUUUGGUUGUACCAAAACCCUCCACUUGUUUGUUAUGUUCAAUUAUACCCCUUAUCCUCAUGUCAAUCUCCGCGUUGUGUUGUGAAACUGUGAUGUCCUCCUAAAAAACUCUAUCCAUGUCUAUGAUGUCUCUCACAACCGUGGCUGCAUUCAAGUCCCUCACAAUGGCGGAAUCGUGCCUUCUAUCCCUCCCUUCCCUCUUCUACGCCAAAAACAAUACCCUUUCUCUCUCAAUUCCCACCAAGCCCCUCAACCUCCAUCUUCCAUGCUCCAACUCUUCGCUCUUUCCCCUCACCACCAAAACAACGCGCCACUCUUCUCUCCUCACAUUCGUGGCUCAGACAUCGGAUUGGGCCAAAGAAGAAGAGGAAGAAGAAACCUCGUGGGAGAACCAAGGCGACACCGCGUGGGGAACUGAAGAAGGUGGCCACGAAGAAGGGGGUUUCGCUGAAAAAGCUGAGGAAGAUAAGAUCUUCGUUGGGAACUUGCCUUUCGACAUCGACAGCGAGAAUUUGGCGUCGCUCUUCGGGCAGGCUGGCACCGUUGAGGUUGCUGAGGUUAUUUAUAAUAGGGCCACUGACCGGAGUCGUGGGUUUGGAUUUGUUACCAUGAGUACACUUGAAGAGCUUAAGAAGGCUGUCGAGAUGUUCAGUGGUUACGAACUAAAUGGAAGAGUGUUGACUGUUAAUAAGGCUGCUCCAAAAGGAGCACAGCCUGAACGCCCACCACGCCCACCACGUUCCUUUAGUUCUGGUUUAAGAGUCUAUGUUGGCAACUUGCCAUGGGAAGUUGACGAUGCUCGGCUGGAGCAAAUUUUCAGUGAACAUGGUAAGGUUGAGGAUGCUCGGGUGGUCUAUGACAGAGAGACUGGUCGAUCACGUGGUUUUGGCUUUGUCACAAUGUCUAGUGAGACUGAUAUGAAUGAUGCAAUUGCUGCCCUUGAUGGUCAGAGUUUGGACGGGAGGGCUAUCAGAGUGAAUGUUGCACAGGAUAGGCCUAGCCGCAGCUCUUUUUGAGUGGUAACUUGAGUGAUCUUCCAUGUCCGGCUGAUUGAGUUUCCUUUUAAUGGCUAAGUAUACAGUGGCGUUUUUUUUUUAUCUUCUUUGGCAGCUGGUUCCAGAUUAGAUUUGCAUGUUGUAAUGUUAUUAAUUUUGUGUCCAGAUGAAAAUGAUUAAAGUUACAAUUCCUUUUAUAGGGAUUUUAAAGAAACUCUAUUGAUUUUUUUAACCAUUUUGUUUGCUAUUGUUGUACGAAAAUGUAGAUAUUGUCUCUUA